Messenger RNA from Suillus plorans, 2091 nucleotides. RefSeq lists its product as uncharacterized. NCBI's taxonomy places the organism in Eukaryota, Fungi, Basidiomycota, Agaricomycetes, Boletales, Suillaceae. The record is from RefSeq and is a predicted model, not a curated record. Bases 1 to 2091 code for a protein of 696 amino acids. The transcript has 13 exons.
AUGCACUUGGAUUUCAUAUCAAAGGCUAUUAACUUUUUUGUCCCUAAGUUUCACCUCCCGGCCCACAUCGAGAAAUGCCAGACCACUUUCUCAUUCAACUUCAAGCGAGGUGUUGGUUGCACGGAUGGCGAAGCUCUGGAGCGCGGGUGGGCCAACAUCAAUCCUGUUGCAUCCAGUACGAAGGAGAUGGGCCCCGGUGCGAGGCGCGAUAUGUUAGAUGAUUUUUUUGGAGAUUGGAACUGGAAGAAAAUUGUGGGACUCGAUCAGUGGCGGUCGCAAGUAGAGGCCUGGGAGGACGACCCGUGUCAGCCCAACCCCUUUGAGCGAAAUGCAGACACACUCGCGAAGGAAGAAGAAAUAGAGAUUCAUAGUGGAGCUUGCCUCACACUGCACGAGGAUUGUUCUCCAAGUGUACUGAUUAGCUCGGGGCUCGAGCUCGAGGAGCAUCAGCAACGCUUGAGAGCUGACAAGGCCAGGUGUGGCUUACAUGUUACAGAUACUCAGCAAGGGAAGUUGCUCGAGCGGAGUAACGCGCUACAGCGCAGAAUCGACGCCUGGGUAAAAAUACAAGAACUUUACAUGCCCAAUAUCGCUGCCAUACGACUCUCCGAUAAAGAAACCUCUGCAGACACCACCUCUGUACCUACUUCCAAAACGUUCAAGUUGUGGCUACCAUCGGAGAUCGGCAGGUUGGCACCUUGUGAUGAACGACUGCAACGGAUGGAAUGGAGAUUAAGACAUGCACAAGGUCACGAUGCUCUCCGUUCCUUGCGCUCCAGCCUUCGCGCGCAGACAGCCGUUCUCAAAUAUAAAGAUCGCAAUCUUCGAGGACAAGGAGCCAAUACUCGGGCGCGCAGCACGCUCAAGACAAUUGAUGCAAGAAUCGAGGCUGCCGCCAGCAGAUACGAAGGUGCACACAAGGCUCUAGUGAUUCUGGGCGGACUCUUGAAUGUGUCCGGCUGGCAGUCGUCACUGCGUCCUUUAAAUCGCAAGGACAUUCGCUCGAUGUCUGACCUACUCUGGGGUGAAUCGGAGGGCAGGCGUAAAUUGUCGUGGAUAUGGAACAUGCGCGGUGCUGGAGGAAGUGAAAAGGACGACAGUGGGGCUUUAGAAGACAUGCGGAUCGAGUGGUGCAAGGCACGCGCUCGUGCGAUGCGUUGGGGGGAAGAAGUAGAAUUGUUGCGAGAAGAAAUGUGCUGUAUAGUGGCAUUUCUGAUGUGGGAGGCAGGGCGCUGGGAUGAGAGGCAAGAUGGUGUUAUACCAACCAGCAUGGAACAUCGGGACGGAAAACGCGAUGCAUCAAUGAGAGGGAUGCAUCAAAGGGCGGGAGGGAUGCAUGAACCUAGAAAACGCGAUGCAUCAAUAUUAAUGUACCUGGUAGACACAAAGGCUAAAGUUCGACCAAAUACUAGUAGUGACCUGCGGGCACCCGCGGGUAGCUCGAAAUUUGGAUGUUGCUGCCUGUACCCGCCCGGGUUCCACCCGGGCGGGUACCCGGGCACUCUCUACCGAGGACAUCCAGGAAACGGCCAGUCUGGGGCCAAAGUCUGGGGCGGAGUCUGGGGUCAAAGUCUGGGGCUGCGGCUGACGCGCCGCACUGCACUUGGUGACAUCAAUGAUCUCGAUCAGUACUCAGUACUCCCAGUGAGAAUCAGCUGUGCUCGAAUAGGGCUGAAUGUGUUGAAAUGUAUUAUGCGGAAUACAAUCGGUAUACGAAAGCAGCUGGAAAAUAGUGAAACCGAUGCGAAACAGGUGGAGUAUACCUCGAAAACAGCGGAGGAGAUCGAAAAUGGGAAGCAGAAAACACAGCAACGAAGUGGAUUGACGAUCAUAAUUUUGACUGGUUUUGGUGCGGAGAAGCACGAACAUAGCAUGCUAACUGCAUGUGUACUGGCAGGAGGCACGAUGAUGGCGGGUGGCUUUGGAAUUGUCACAAAGCAAACACGUGACAAAAACAAUUCAAACUCAGCCCGGGUCAGCCGUGUUUGCCGAACGCCCCAGACUCUGGCCCCAGACUCCGCCCCAGACUUUGGCCCCAGACUGGCCAGAUCUCUGACAUUCACUCUCUACCCAUGUCAGGCCCUACCAUAA